Moneuplotes crassus is the source of this 3208-nucleotide messenger RNA. Lineage: Eukaryota; Ciliophora; Spirotrichea; Euplotida; Euplotidae. The record is from the annotation of a GenBank genome assembly.
UUGAAAUAUUAUGGAUAUUAGUGCUUUUGAUAAUUUCUGAGCUGAAAAACCAUGAAAACCCGACCAGGAACUUCCUGAGAAGGAGAAAACUAUUGAAACUGCAGGAGCAGGUCCUAAUUCUGAGUCUGAAGGCUGAGAUAAAAUGUCUAUUUCUCAUGAUGGAUCCCAAGAUGAUAAAAAUGAUACUGAAAAGCCUCCUUCAGAAGAUAGCAAGGAUGCAGAAAUGGAUAGUGAAGAAAAUAGUGAGGUUGAAGUUCAAUAUGAUUUAAAACCUUGUAGCGGAUAUAACCCAGAUGAACUAGAUGUCAUAUCAAAGGUAUAUGACAACUGUAUUCACGAACAGAUUUGCCCAAAGGGGUUUAAAAAUAGAGAAAUUGAUCCUGACAAGCCUAGAUCAAAGGAGUAUAAAUUCACUCUGGAUAACUUCCAGGAAGAAGCAGUCAAAAGUAUUGAAAGACAAGAAUCAGUGUUGGUUGCAGCACAUACAUCAGCAGGAAAGACAGCUAUUGCUGAAUAUGCGAUUGCUUCAGCAUUAAAGAACAAUCAAAGAGUGAUCUAUACCUCUCCGAUUAAGGCAUUAUCUAACCAGAAGUUUAGAGAUCUCCAAGAAGAAUUUGAAGAUGUGGGUUUAAUGACUGGUGAUGCCACUCAAAAUGAGAGUGCUGGCUGCAUUGUCAUGACAACUGAAAUCUUAAGAAGCAUGCUCUACAGAGGAUCAGAAAUCACUAAAGAAAUGACAUGGGUCAUUUUUGAUGAGGUUCAUUACAUGAGAGAUAGAGAAAGAGGCGUUGUCUGGGAAGAGACUAUUAUUCUCCUUCCUUCUACAGUGAAAUAUGUAUUCCUCUCAGCCACUAUUCCAAACGCUAGAGAGUUUGCAGAAUGGAUCUGCACUAUAAAGAAGCAGCCAUGUAAUGUGGUCUACACUGAUUUUAGACCAGUCCCGCUUGAGCAUUACAUUCAUCCUUCUGGGGGUAGUAAUUUACAUCUUGUAGUUGAUAGAGAAGGAGUUUUCAGAGAAGAAAGUUUUCAAAAUGCGGUCUCAAAAAUGGAUGCAGACAAUGACCUCGAGAAAAUGUUUGAAGCCAAAGGCAAGAAGAUCAAACGAACAACUGAGCAACAAGAGCUAAGGUCUGUUCUAAAUUUCAUCGUUUCAAGAAAUUAUGAGCCAUGUAUAGUCUUCGCAUUCAGUAAAGUUGAUUGUGAAAACCACUCGAGAAUUGUGUCAAAAUGAGAAUAUACUACUAAAGAAGAAAAAGAAAAUAUUGAGAAAAUUUUUAAUGCUGCAGUAGAGUCUUUGGCAGAAGAAGACCAAGAUUUGCCUCAAAUAAAAGGGCUCCUCCCUCUCUUGGCCAAAGGAAUCGGAGUACACCACGGAGGACUUCUGCCCCUUGCCAAAGAAAUUGUUGAGAUCCUGUUUCAAGAAGGAUUAAUAAAGGUCUUGUUUACCACAGAAACAUUUUCAAUGGGAAUCAAUAUGCCUGCCAGAACAGUUGUCUUCACAAGCAUUGAGAAAUAUGAUGGAGAACAAUACAGAUGGCUUAGUGGAGGAGAAUACAUCCAGAUGUCAGGAAGAGCAGGAAGAAGAGGACUUGACAGCAAGGGUGUCUGUAUCUUAAUGGCCAACAAAUAAAAUGGAGCCUCAUGUUGCCAAGAGUAUUCUAAAAGGGAAAGCGAAUCCUUUAUACUCUUCAUUCCACCUAAAGUACAACAUGCUAUUAAACUUAAUGAAGUUACAGGAUUACAAGCCUGAGUUUCUGAUCAAGAGGUCCUUUAAGCAAUUUCAGAAUGACAAAGGAACUCCUCAGGCGAAGGAAAGACUAUCAGAACUAGAGAAAGAAAUCAAAGGCAUUAAAAUUAAGAAGCAUGAAGAAAUCCAAGAGUAUUUUGACAUUAAGAAACAAAUUGCCAGCUUUAUGGAUGCUAGCAGAGAAAUCUAUCAGAAAGAAGAACAUGUCAUUGCUUUCUUAGUGCCUGGGAGGCUUAUCCACCUUAAAGAUACGAAGAACAACAUUGACUGGGGAUGGGGGAUAGUCGUAAAUUUCACUAGGAGAAGAAUCAGUGUGAAAUCCAUCCUUAAACCUGACGGCUCUGGGUCUAUGAAGAAAGAAGGAAUAGUCGAUAUUGAUGAAAACAAGCCCGUUCUUAUCAUAGAUGUCUUGAUAUACGUCCAGAAGAGAAUGGAAGGGAAUGAAAUCCGCCCAGGAGACUUAAAGAAGAAAAAUGGCAUGCUAGGGAUCGUUCCAGUUAUGCUCCCUUGUGUUUAUGACCUUAGCAAAGUCCAAAUGAAAGUAGUCAACGAUCUUAAUGACAGGAACAAUGUUAAAAGAAUGGAGAAGUUCUACUUUGAGCUGAUGAAAAGAUUUGAUUGGUGCCCUCCUUCAUUGGAUCCAAUCAAAGAGAUGAUGAUAGAUGAUCCUAAGUUCUCUGAAUAUCUUGAUAAGAUUGAAGUUCUUGAAGACAGUUUGAAUCAGAUGGAAUCAGUAAAUGAGGAAGAAAUACAAAAAUUUCUUAGAAAAGAGCAGCUGAAGAAAGAGUACAACGAGCUAAGCAAGAAGGCUCUUAAUAUAGGAGCGAUGGUUAAUGUGGAAGACUUGACUAAGAUGAGAAGAGUCCUGAGAAGACUAGACUAUAUCAGAGAAGACGAAGUCCUUAAGGUCAAAGGAAAUGUUGCAAGCGAGAUCAGUGCUUCAGAUGAAAUUAUUCUCACAGAACUUCUAGUUAACGGAAAUUUGCAUAAUCUUGAACCAGAAUGCAUUGCUGCAAUAUGUAGCUGUUUAGUUUUUGACGAGAGCAAAAAUAAUCAUGUAGAACCAAAGCAUCCGAUUCUUGCCGAAGCCUAUGGAAGACUCUCUGCAAUUAUCAAGAAGGUUGCAGCAGUGAUGGUAGAAUGCAAAAUAGACAUCGAUGAAGAAGAGUACAUCAAUAGUUUCAAACCAGAUCUUGUCGAUAUUACUUACAAAUGGUGUAAAGGAAAGAAAUUUGAAGAAAUAUGUAAUAUGACUGAUGCUUAUGAAGGAUCCAUAAUCAGAUGUUUUAGGAGACUUGAGGAACUACUAAAACAACUUACCUUAGUAUCAAAGAUGGAAUUAGCUAACCCUGAAUUAUAUGAAAAGUUAGAAGCAGCAAGUGACAAGCUCAAGAAAGGAAUAGUAUUUGCAUCUUCACUCUAUCUGUAAAUUUAAUUUUGAGACAUAUUUCAGCCAAUUAA